Messenger RNA from Anguilla anguilla (European eel), 4696 nucleotides. Its product is annotated as protein ENL-like. Bases 114 to 1982 code for a protein of 622 amino acids. Gene Ontology annotation, biological process: regulation of DNA-templated transcription. Lineage: Eukaryota; Metazoa; Chordata; Actinopteri; Anguilliformes; Anguillidae. The transcript has 12 exons. The record is from RefSeq and is a predicted model, not a curated record. Gene Ontology annotation, cellular component: super elongation complex.
CCUUGAGUUUGAGGGUGGAAUUGUGCGUGGCUUCCGGUUACUGGAUUGACACACAAUGAGGCGUUGGGAAAGCCGCUGUAAAUAAAUAGAGUAAUUGCAGAGGCCAGGGAAUCAUGGAGAACCAGUGCACGGUGCAGGUGAAGUUGGAGCUGGGCCACCGGGCUCAGCUGCGGAAGAAGGUCACCACGGAGGGCUUCACGCACGACUGGAUGGUGUUUGUCAGAGGGCCCGAAAUGGGCGACAUCCAGCACUUUGUGGACAAAGUGGUGUUUCGACUGCACGAGAGCUUCCCCAAGCCCAAGAGAGUGUGCAAGGAGCCACCAUACAAAGUGGAGGAGUCGGGGUAUGCCGGCUUCCUCAUGCCAAUAGAGGUCUAUUUCAAGAACAAGGAGGAGCCGAAGAAGGUGUGCUUCAACUACGACCUGUUCCUCAACCUGGAGGGGAACCCGCCUGUGAACCACCUGCGCUGCGAGAAGCUGACCUUCAACAACCCCACCCACGAGUUCCGCCGCAAGCUGCUCAAAGCUGGGGGGGUGAUGGUGGUGCCUGAGGGGGAGGAGCCUGUGUCCAGGCCCAGCCCUGACUACCCCAUGCUUCCCACAAUUCCACUCUCCGCCUUCUCCGACCCGAAGAAGACCAAGCCCUCCCACGGGUCAAAGGAGCCAAAUAAAGAUGGUAGUGGAGGCAGCAGCAAGGGUCCAAAGCCUCACAGGCCAGCCAAGGAGCACCGGGAGCGACCGCGCAAGGACUCCGAGAGCAAGGCCGUGUCCAAGGGUGAGGGCGACCGUGACCGCGACGGCGGCGGCGGCAGCAGCAAGCCCGCCCGCGACCCCUCGUCAUCUUCCUCCUCCUCCAACUCCUCGUCCUCCAAGAAGACUGCCGAGGUCAAGCUGAAGGAGGAGAGCAAGGCCCCGCCCAAGGCGGCCUUCAAAGAGCCGAAGCUCACGCUGAAGGAGGGCAUGUCCCCGAAGGGCGGGGGGAGUGGGGGAGGGGGCGGAGGAGGAGGAGGAGGAGGAGGAGGAGGAGGGGGAGGAGGGGGCCCGCCGGAGCCCAAGGCCCCCAGCAAGCGGCCCUCGGCCAUGGAGUCCCCCAAGCCUAGCGUCAAGAAGCCCAAGAAGGGGGCCCCCGAGGGGCCCAAGAGCGGCGGGGGCUUCUCUGGCACCUCCCCCCGCAUCUCCUCCUCCUCCUCCUCCACCACGGCAGCGCCGCCCACCUACCCGGACAAGAAACCCCCGAAGAGCAAGCGGCGCUGGGUCAAGGUGAAGACGGAGACGCCGGAAGUGCCGGAGGUGCCCGAGGUGCCCGAGGUGCCAGAGGUGCCAGAGGUGCCCGAGGUCAAGGAGCCCAAGAAGCCGCCCGAGUCCGAGGAGUCCAACUCGGAAGACGAGGCCUCCUCCAAGUCUGAGCAAUCGGCCCCUUCGAGCCCCUCCAACUCCACCUCCAGCUCUGACUCCAGCUCCGACUCCGACUUUGAGCCCUCGCAGAAGCAAGGCCAAGGUCCCCUGCGCUCCAUGGUGGAGGACCUGCAGUCGGAGGAGUCGGACGACGACGACAGCAGCUCCGAAGGGGGGACGCCCGUCAAAACGAACCCGCCCAACCGCGACUCGCGUUUGAGCCUGGACAGCGAGAGCGACAGCAGCGACGGAUCCCACCCCCCGAGUCGAGAAGCCCCGCCUCCGCAGCAGAAACACAUCAACAACAAGAACUCUGGGAGAAAGAGCCCAGACCCUUGUACCAGGACAGAGAAGAUGUUGAAGAAAGGGUACGACAAGGUAGGAAGGGCGUACACAGAGGAGUUGGUGGACCUCCACCGCCGACUGAUGGCUUUGAGGGAGAGGAACGUCCUACAGCAGAUCGUGAACCUCAUCGAGGAGACCGGCCACUUCAAUGUCACCAACACCACCUUCGACUUUGACCUCUUCUCCCUGGACGAGUCGACGGUCCGUAAACUACAGAGCUACCUGGAGGCCACAGCCACGUGACAGGAAGCGUCCUUCCAGGCGAGGAGUCUUCUCCAACUCCGCCGUCUCCGCCAGGACCCCGGAGGGGAGGUGUGAGGGGCGCUGAGAGAAAGAGGAACCCGUGAGAGCGCCCGGCGGCGAGGGACGGACGGACGAGCGGAGCCGCAGAGAAGGAAAGGAGAGGACCACGAACGGCACAGAACAAAGCGAACCUUGCUAGGACGCGGCCAGAGGCCGGGCCGAUGGACCGGAGGAGUGUCGUGUGCAUUGCGGCCCAGCAGUUCCUCUGCCUUCCAGCCUCGCCCAUCUUCUCCCCUUCUUCUGCCCUUUCUCCUCUCAGAACCUGACCCCAUGUAUUUCUACACGCUUGUCUUCGGGUAGAGCAACGGUAGAACUGUGUUGUACACUUUGCACCAAAGCUUGAGUGGCAGCUGUCAUCUUGCUCCUGGUCCUGGCACCGGGAGCAAGCCCUGCAUCCUGGCUCUCCAUCACUCUCCACACUCACCCUAUCCCUGCUGCAUUCACAUUUCUUCUUUUCAAAAUACUGGUGACUUCUCCUCAGGCCCCAUACCUUCCCCUUCCCCAGCUCCUUCCUGUCCUGCCUCUACUUUGCCCACCCACGGCAUCAUGGGUACGUGCAAGGGAUUAAUUUGCAAGGAACUAAGAGGAGGAGCCUCUUGAGGGGGGUGAAGAAGCAUUGAGAAGCAGCCUUUCAAGUUUGAGUCAAUAAAUUGGUCAAGCCUUGUAUUUAACUCUUAUUUUAUUGCUGUUUUCAGGCAUUUUUGCUAGCCAAAAUGGAUACGGUUAAGAAUUGCAAGGCAUGAAUGUACUUUCGUCUUGUUUUUGUACAAAUUUUUUUUAAUGGGCUCACAAGAAGCGCUCACCACCCCCCCCCCGCCUCCUCAGUGCCUUUAUCUUCAAGGGGGGGCAGUUUGUCUGUCACUUGGAAAAACUGGGAUCCCCCUCCACCCCCACCCCGUGGUCAGAAUGCGGCCCAGACCGGCGAAGAGUUGUCCAGUUGGGGUUCCCCUCGACUGCAUCUUAAGGCGGAGGGGCAGGACAGGCCUUCAGAGGACAGAGCUUCACCAAACAGAACAGACCCGGACGAAAGGCGAUUUCUCACGUGUCCGAUGGAAGGUGCAAUUUCGAGGUCGGGUUCAGCAGAAUGGAUCUACGUCAGAUGAGGUCCCAGGAGCACUGGAAUGCUGCGUCAUGUGCUAGUUCAGACAGCCAUAACCAAACCCACUGUGGCUCCUCAGUCGACCCUUUUACACUUGAACUGCCCGCCCCCCCCCCCCCCCCCCACGCGUAUGGUCCAUGUGAAAUGCCUAUUUAUUGUGACUUUGAUAGCUUUAAUGGUGGACUCCACUCCGUUGCUAGGCUAGCGGUGCAAAGAAGUCUUUCAUGGAUGAGUGGAGAGUUCGAUUCAAAGUGUCUAAAACUGUGAGAAAGCACAUUUUCCACAGCGCCUGGCUGACCCUCUCUUUCUUUCCUGGGGAAAAGAUAAACUGAUGUCGUCGGUCCCCCCCCCCCCCCCCCCAAAAAAAUAACAAUUUCUGUGGGGAAACCCAACCGCAAAAACGCAGGAGAGGGAGCAAACGGCCGUGUGUGUGUGUACCAGUCCAUAAUUGUGCGCCUGAACUUUUAAACUCCAGAACCCAGAGUCCACCAACUUUGACCUUUGACCCAGGCGCUCAGCACGUCCCUUGUUUGUAAACAAAUGGGAACAGAAAGGGGUGGAGGAACAGCCCUCGACCCCCAAGAGAGUCCCUCCGUCUACUGACAGUCAGUUUAAUUUAUAUACCUCUGCACUUUUGUGGCUGUGGCGACUUCAGUACUUAUGGAAUUAUCUAAACUGUAUUUUUAAUGAUUUUAUACUAUAUUUACAUGCAAAAUAGUAUUGAUUUUUUGCCUACCUUUUUUAAAAAAGUUCUAUUUAAUUGUUCUAGUAUUUUUAUUGGCAUGUUAUGUCAUACAAAGAAACACAGCCCCCAGAUCUGUAUACGUUAGCCUUAGUAUCACAUUUUUUUUUUUUUUUUUACAGUUGGACACUAGUAUUUCAUUUUAUUUUCGUUCUUUUUUUUUUUUUUUUAACAGUCAGACACUAUGUGACAGGUUUUAUUUCGGAGGGCGUGUAUUCCUUGUACGAUAAGCUGACUCGGUUGUUGUCUUAGGAAAGCAUGUAGAGCAGACUGAAUGUGUGCUUAUUAGAUUGUUACUGAAAGUAAUGUGCGUGUGUGUGUCGAAUAUUUGAGUGUUUUUACUCAAAAUAUGUGGCACCGUUCUAGUCGUCUGUACUCUGUGAGGUAUGGUUACAACACCCAGGCACAAAGUCUCAUUCCCACAUUUUUUCCCUUUGCUCCAAGCAGUUUCUGACCUCUAACUCGCAAGGACAGAAAAAAAUGUACCAUAGGAAAUCAGAAUCGGGGUGGUAGAACAAAGCAUUUCAGCUUGACUGCAGGAUAACCUGCAGAUUAUCUUAGGGAUGUAAUGUGGGAGGAGACUGUGCUGUGCUGGUGGGUGUGGUUUGUAUCUGCUGGGGUGGGUCGUAUUUAACAGGGGUAUUGAAGAUGGAAUUGGUGGGUUCCAUGGACAGAACAGAAGCUCAAAUUUGGUAUUGUGAGUUUGGUAUUAACUUGGCAUUUCGUGCCACCAUGUGGCCAUAUAGUGCAAGUUGUAACAAGAACUAUAAUUUUUAUUUUUGAAUCAUAUUAAUAAAGUCAGUGAGUACUGUC